AUGUUUUACUGUAAAUAUAUGUUUAUUAUUUUAUUCUUAUUAACGAGAACACAAAAACAAAUUAGUCAAGCAGCAGAAUUACAAGCUAUUGAGCAGACAGGAGCGGUUACAGAAAUCAUUCCACCAGUUACAGUCAGUGCAUUAGCCGAUUUCGAAAGCAAUGGAGAAACUACCACAGAAGUUGCGGUGUUAAAGCAAGAAGAAGCCAGCGAAGGAACUUCGGCAGUAGGAACUACAGAAGUCGCGGAAAUGGUUGACUCUGAACCCGUUUCUGAAGUUAUUUGCGCGGUAUGCAACUGCAGCGACAGUGUUGUGGAUUGCAGUGGCAAGGAAAUCCGUACCUCCUUCGAGAUGACUGACUGGGAGGGUCUGCAAGAAUUCAAACCAGUUAAUGUUGACCUUAGCAAUAAUCACAUAGGUACGUUAACGAGAAUCUCAAAAUUGGAUACCUUGAAAUACUUGAAUGUGUCGAACUGCGAACUGCUAGGCAUCGAACAUGCGACCUUCAGUUAUCUACAGGAUUUAGUUAGUUUGGAUUUAAGCAGGAAUCAAUUGUUAAGUUCCUCAAUCAACAAAAGGGUGUUUGUGGGUAUUAUAGAUCCGAUCCUAGGUCUUCUACCUUUCUCAAAACUCCGGUAUUUAAGUUUGGCCAACAACGAAAUCCAUUCGCUUCCACAAGACGUGUUCCUGUUUAUGAAUGAACUGACAACCCUUGAUUUAAGUGAUAAUCCUAUGGCGUAUAUCGAUCAAGUAACAAUGGGAGCUAUCACCGAUUUGGACGACCUGCAGGAACUCUACCUUCGGGGCUGUGAAUUAGAAAGUCUUCCGGAAGGUUUCUUUAGAAGGCAGCGUCGUCUCGUGAAGCUGGAUCUGAGCAAUAACAGGUUUACCACCGUUCCUACCGUACUGGCAGAAGCAGUCACUCUGAAGUAUCUGAACUUUGGCAGGAAUCCUGUUGGAGCGCUGAACGAUACCUCGGUAUUUCCAAAUCUGAUUAGGCUGCGAGAGCUCCGCCUAUGUCGCAUGAGUAAGCUGCGCUCAGUGUCUGCCCGCGCUCUCGGAGGUCUCAAGAGUCUGGAAACAUUACACUUGUGCUCGAAUCCACGUCUCACCGAUUUGGAUCCUGAAUUCUUGACGUGGACGGAGGAUGAAGUAGAAAUGUGGCCGACUUUGAGAGAGCUGCGUCUCAACAACAAUAAUCUGUCGACAAUCCACUCGAAUUACCUAGCCCGCUGGGACCGACUGAACACCUUAGACUUCGGCAACAACCCCUAUAUCUGCGACUGCCGGAGUCAAUGGACUAUUGACGUGCUCAUACCAAUUAUUCUCAAAAGUUCCCAUAACGAGACUGCCAGUCAUAUGAUCUGUAAAAUGCCUUACGAAACCAGAGGUCUAACACUGGUCCAGUUGUUUGAGACAUCGAAGAAGCUCUCUUGCCUUGAAAACGAGAGCCUCAAGGCAUCCCCUGGGCCGGACAUGGCUAUUCUACUUGGAAUCAUGAUUGGUAUAUUCGUAACAUUCCCUAUAGUUCUAAUAGUAGUCUUGCUGUGGAAGAGAGGGUUCUUUGCACGCUGCCGUUCGAAGACCAUUUACAAGGAUGACGACGAGGAAUCGUAUCCACUCUGA
Messenger RNA from Bombyx mandarina (wild silkworm), 1626 nucleotides. RefSeq names its product podocan. Gene Ontology annotation, molecular function: protein binding. NCBI's taxonomy places the organism in Eukaryota, Metazoa, Arthropoda, Insecta, Lepidoptera, Bombycidae. The record is from RefSeq and is a predicted model, not a curated record.